Messenger RNA from Scophthalmus maximus (turbot), 3781 nucleotides. It is a transcript of the gene clptm1l, whose product is annotated as CLPTM1 like. The coding region runs from base 452 to 2182 and encodes 576 amino acids. Gene Ontology annotation, cellular component: endomembrane system; membrane. The record is from RefSeq and is a predicted model, not a curated record. The transcript is spliced from 19 exons. Lineage: Eukaryota; Metazoa; Chordata; Actinopteri; Pleuronectiformes; Scophthalmidae.
CCACAUCCCGUUCGAGAAGACCAACCCGGAAGCGAACGGCGGAAAUAUAAAAUCCACCUCGCGCUUUCGGCUCGCGAUUUUUGCUUGUUGUUUCCGCCUGCAGUUUGCUUCUAUUCUGCCCGAAUGGAGGCCGGCCGAGUGGGCGGCGGACCGGUUUGAAGAAACGAUGUCCUCGCGUUUAACUUCCCGGGGGGAGUCGUAAUGUGAGUGGACCGAACACCACCAGCCAAAGACCCUGCGACUGACAGACGUGCCCGCCGGUGGAUUAUUAAACACCGGCCUCUCUCUGCUCCUUGGACGAGAAAGCGGGGACCUGUAGUGAGUGCGGCUCUCAUCGUGUGCAACAGUGACAAAACCAGGGGAACAAGUUCUUGGCCAUUGUUCUUGGCCAGUCCUCAACUCAUUGGAAGCUUUGAUACAGGACACAUAGAAGAAAAACAUUUUUUACUGGAUGCACAUACAUGGCCAAAAGACAUAUGGCCCUGCUGCUCAGCUAACCGAAGGAGACCACAGCGCGGGCCCCAUCAUGUUUCUGAAAACGUCGUUCACCACCCUGAUCGUGGGGUUGUUUGUGGUGUACGUGCUCCACACCUGCUGGGUGAUGUACGGCAUAGUGUACACCAAACCCUGCGACAGCCCCAAAGGUGACAACUGUAUCACCCCCUUCCUGGCAGAGAAGCCGAAACUACAGUUAAGUAUCUACACUGCACUGCGGCCCAGUGCAGAGGGAGGACACACCCUGAUCCACAAAGAGGAGAACUUUGACGUCAACAGCAAGUUUGAGAGAAUAGUCAACGUCUCCCUCCCUAAGAAGACCCGUAACAAUGGAACUUUAUACGCACUAGUAUUUGUCCAUCAAGCCGGCGUCACUCCUUGGCAGGAUCCAAGACAGGUCCACUUGGUAGCUCAGCUCACCACAUAUAUGAUCCCUAAACUGCCGGAAAUCUCUUUGAUAUCCGGAGAGGAUCAAACACAGGGUCUAAAUGAAGAAGCCCAGAAGAAGAAACAAGGCGAGGGUAAGCGUGCAGCAGGGGGCGGAGCCACGUCCACGACAGAUCACCCAGUUUCCCACUGGCGAGCCCGUCUGACUCUCAACAUUGUCAGCGACCACUUCCAUUUUGACAGAGAAAACCUUCCAAGCGAUGUACACAGAUACCUCAGGGCAUUCCAAAAUGGUAAAAAGAUGGUGUAUCUACCUCUGCUGUUUGUUGACGAGCUCAGCAACCGGGUCAAGGAUCUCAUGGAGAUCAACAGUACCUCCAUGGAGCUUCCUCUGACCAUCUCUUACGACUCCAUCUCUCUGGGGAGGCUACGCUUCUGGAUCCACAUGCAGGAUGCUGUUUACUCUCUGCAGCAGUUUGGUUUCACUGAGAAGGAUGCGGAUGAGAUUAAAGGGAUCUUUGUGGAUACCAACCUGUACUUCCUGGCUCUGACCUUCUUUGUAGCUGCCUUCCAUCUUCUGUUUGACUUCCUGGCCUUCAAGAACGACAUCAGCUUCUGGAAGCAGAAGAAAAGCAUGGUGGGAAUGUCGAGCAAAGCAGUGCUGUGGCGAUGUUUCAGCACCAUCAUGAUUUUCCUGUACUUGCUUGACCAGCAGACGAGCCUGCUGGUCCUCGUCCCCGCCGGGGUCGGCUCCAUCAUUGAAGUAUGGAAAGUGAAGAAGGCGUUUAAGAUUCAGGUUUUCUGGAAAGGAGGCAAACCGACAUUCCUGUUUGGGAAAUUAGAUGAAUCAGAGAGGAGAACAGAAGAGUACGAUACUCUGGCCAUGAAGUAUCUGUCAUACUUGCUAUACCCACUGUGUAUUGGAGGAGCUGUGUAUGCUCUAAUAUAUCUACGAUAUAAGAGUUGGUACUCGUGGUUGAUCAACAGUUUAGUGAAUGGUGUAUAUGCCUUUGGCUUCCUCUUCAUGCUUCCUCAACUGUUUGUGAACUAUAAGAUGAAGUCUGUGGCACACCUGCCCUGGAAAGCCUUUAUGUACAAGGCAUUCAAUACCUUCAUCGACGAUGUGUUCGCCUUCAUCAUCACCAUGCCAACAUCUCACAGACUGGCAUGUUUCAGAGAUGAUGUCGUGUUUCUCAUUUACCUCUACCAGAGAUGGCUCUACCCAGUCGACAAGACCAGAGUGAAUGAAUAUGGGGUUUCUUAUGAUGAAAAACCCAAAGGAAAGACUCACAAGGACUAGAGAGGAACGACAGAUUAGUGGUCUCCAUGGUCUGGUACCUGCAGGCUUUGUCUUCUGUCCCCUGGUCUCUACUGGUCUCAUCCGGUAUCAACUGAGCCGGUGUAUUGAUCCAGGUUCAAGUGGCGCCUUUGGCUUUUUGCAGUCCGUAGAGUUUCUGUUUGUUUUGUUUAUUCUUUUGUGUUGCAGUGUGAGUUGGGACAGGAGGAUCAAUGCGAUCAAUCAAUAACUCUCUUUAAACCGCCGUGACAACGUUGAAAAAAUGGUUAUCGGACUCUUGCCUCAUGAUAAAAUGAUUUAUCUUCAAAAUUUCAUGUGCGGUAUAAGAAUAUUAUAAAUUUUAACAAAUUCCAGUUAACUGACAGAGCAUACUUUGAGCCUUUCAACUCAAACUGCUUUGAGGAACCAGCACUAGAUUGAGGAGUUGUAAAACCAGAGCUGUUUGGUUCAUCAGAGAAGUGUAAUUCAUUUGACUACAAGAUAAUCCAGCUGCUCUUUUUACACCUGCCAGGAUGACUGAGAUGCGAAAAUUUCAUGCAAACUCAAGAUGGGUGUGACUUCAUUGAGAUAAAAAAUACUGUGCUUUGACAAAUAUAGCGCUAUAUCCAUCAGAGUUGGGUUUAAUUACGCUGAACAGUGGACUUUGCCUGGAAUGAAGCUUCCCUGGUCGUUUUUCUAGAAAUUAUAUUAAAUUGUGCUAAUUGUUAAGAUUUUUCUCACUGAAAAGGCUUUUAAAAAUGUACCUCUUAGAAAACAUAAAUGAGUAGAUAUUUCAAAUUUGUUUUGUCCCAAAUUAUACUGUAGACAAAGCUAACAUGUUAAUUAUGUAGAGUAUGUGUUUUUAAAAAAAUGGCUGAGGCAGGAAUAAAGGGAAAAAUUUCAAAAAAUAAUUGAAACUUUGAAAUGCAUCACUUUGAUGUUGUACUUUGCGUCUAUGCACGCAAGGUGGCUGCAGUUAGAGCAGAGAAGAAGAUUUUGAUUUGUUGCCAUGGUGAUAGGGAUAGAUUCCCGUAAUGUUUCGGAAUCUUGAGCUGUAUUUGAAGCAGAUAAUAAGAUUCUGACGCUGUUGCCUGGAGAUUGGGUGGAAAUUGCCUGAACAUUCCAGAAGCUGUUGUCCACAUGUUCAAUGCUACUGACCUUUACUACGCUGUAGCACAGGGGCAAACUACUUAAAGCCCUCUGUCCUUUACAUCCAUUCUAGUUUUGAAAUUGUACCUGCUCAAGUAUUGUUUACAUAUCAGGGCCAAGAAAAUCUGUUAGUGCCAAAUGUGAGAAUGAUUCAGUGAACUGUUUGGGAGCUUUGUAUGUUCACUGCUGUUCUAUGUUCUCUCUGUUUUUAAAUACACAUUGACAUUGUGGGGAGGAAAGAUAAACAGUAAGACUUUGUGGAGAGUAUUACUACAUCUGGAUUUACACAGUCACAUUUUGAUUUUUCUGCCAAUAUCUGAAUAUUUUAGCUCUGUGCACAAAGAUCCUGCGCAGAUUUCUGUUCCUGUUGAAAUGCGGCCAGGGGGAGAUGUACCAGAAUUGUUCCUUGAAAUGUUUUUUUCUUAUUGUAAUGUUGUGUUUUUGAUUGCGAUGUAAUAAAAUUGACUGACUGAG